Ostrea edulis (European flat oyster) is the source of this 2138-nucleotide messenger RNA. RefSeq names its product RYamide receptor-like. Gene Ontology annotation, cellular component: membrane. The coding region runs from base 450 to 1796 and encodes 448 amino acids. The record is from RefSeq and is a predicted model, not a curated record. Gene Ontology annotation, molecular function: neuropeptide Y receptor activity. The transcript is spliced from 3 exons. NCBI's taxonomy places the organism in Eukaryota, Metazoa, Mollusca, Bivalvia, Ostreida, Ostreidae. Gene Ontology annotation, biological process: neuropeptide signaling pathway.
CUCGGUUGGUGCUAGUGGUAGCUUGCAACCUGAACAAUGAUAAUAAUUAGUAUCGUUUACCCUCUGAUGUAUAUAUCACGCACUUAACCACGGGGAGGAAUGUUUGCUGAUGGGGUUUGCAUUCUCCUGCCGUUUGGGCUGAACUGGUGGUCCUGAACAUCAAGAGCAAUAUCGUGUCACGUGAUCGAUGAAGUGCUGGUCAGUGAUUACAAUUUUUCAAGAAGUCGUGUAUUCCCAGUUGUGGACUUCACCAAUUAUACACUGUUAAAGAAGGAUUUAAGGAUUACAGGAUGUAUUUAAAUUACUUCUAUUUAAUGCCAGGAUUUUAGUUUUGAGAUGAAUAGCUGUAACAGACAAAGGUUUCUCGAUAUGAACUUGAUAUGCAUCUAUGAGGAUUAGUAAGGAGAAGAAAUGUGUUUUACUUAAUGGGAAUCAAAUAUAUUUAAGACAUGAAAUCAACGAAUAUUACCGAGAAUUCGGAGAUUACAACCGCUGACAUUUCUUUCAAUUUUUCCUGUGUUGAUGGAGCGGAUAUGAAUUUUUCGGAAUUCUGUAACUAUUCUGGAAGCACGCCGUUUCCUUUUAAAACACCAGCAAGUGAAGAUGAAUUGUCAACGAACGCUUUGAUAGGAUUAAUAUUUCUAUAUUCUAUAACAACCUUUCUCUCUUUGGCGGGAAACGUUUUAGUGGUCCUAGUGUUCGUGAAAGGGCGUCGAUCGAGGACGGAUCUAAGGCUCUUCCUAAUCAAUCUGGCAGUCUCUGAUCUAAUCAUGGCCGCAUUUUGCAUGCCUUUCACCUUUGCUGACAGUAUUAUGGGCUACUGGGUGUUCACGGCCCCCUUGUGUCCCAUAGUGUUAUUUUUUCAAAUUUUCUCCGUAUGCGGAAGUGUUUUUACCAACGUUGCCAUUGGGAUUGAUAGAUUUAUGGCUGUCUCCUUCCCCCUACAUUCUAGAAUUACAUAUAGACGUGGGAAAUAUGUAAUUGCUUUGGUUUGGAUCUGUGCGUUUUCUCUGUCGGUCGUGCAACUUUUCAUUGGUCGGUCCUCGGUGUACAAGGGUCGAGUGAUCUGUAACGAGGAGUGGCCCCACCCUAACUCCCGGGCCCUCUACACCCUCUUUAUAAUGAUCUUGACCUACAUGCUGCCCCUCAUCAUUCUCCUCCUCACCUACACGAUAGUGGGGAUAAUGCUCUGGAAGAGAACCGCUCCGGGAAACAAACACUACGAAAGAGACAGGCAUCAACUGCGAUCGAAAAUUAAGGUUGUGAAGAUGUUAGUCAUCGUCGUUGUGAUGUUUGGCAUAUGCUGGUUGCCUCUCCAUUUAUUUAACCUCUUGGGAGACUUCACUACUGUUCUUAGAAACGUUCCGCAUCAACACAUACUGGGCCUAUUUCUUAGCGCCCAUUGGUUGGCAAUGAGUAACAGUUUUGCCAAUCCAAUCAUAUAUGGAUUUACGAAUGAAACAUUCAGGGCAGAUUUGGUCGUAUUGUUGCACAACUGGUUCCCAUGGAGCCAUUGUUUGCGUAACCUUAUGACCCGGACGUACAGCCUCUCCACAUAUGACAGCGUCAUCUACCGGCGAACCACUAUGUUGCAGAGGCAGACCUCGCUAAAUAACAACUCCUCUUCUUCCGGUAAAUCGCUUAAAGCGACAGCUGGAAAUGGAAGUUCACGUCCAAUGAGAAAACUUCACCGAGUUGGAACAGAACUUCGAACAAAUAACUCCAACAUUCCUGUUCGAAAGUUUAGUUCCAUUCAAUUAAAAAGCAAACGACUCUCUUCCGAUGAAAAUUCCUGACAUUUUUAAAGGAUGGAUACAAAAUUCUUUCCACUUUUGUUUGUAUUCUUUUAGUUUGUUUAUUCAUUUGUAUUUUUACUUUUCUUGUGAUAUUUGGAACUGUGUAGAAUUUGUUGUUAACCGGUUAGAAAAAAGUGACCAAUUUCCUUGAGUAAUUUUGCAUUUGCAAAUAUGUCAAAGUUAUUCGGUUGAAAUAAUUGUAUCAACCUUUUCCGGGUUUUUUUGUUUUAAUUUAUUUAUCAUUGUGAAGCAAUGACGUCAAUUUUCUCAUUAACAUUCUAGCAACCGUCUUUCCUAUACAUUUUACCGUCCUACAUCAAUAAAAAGUUAUUAAUAAAACAA